Molecule: messenger RNA, 5538 nt
Organism: Octopus bimaculoides (California two-spot octopus)
Lineage: Eukaryota; Metazoa; Mollusca; Cephalopoda; Octopoda; Octopodidae
Product: U4/U6.U5 tri-snRNP-associated protein 1
Biological process (GO): maturation of 5S rRNA; mRNA cis splicing, via spliceosome
Cellular component (GO): U4/U6 x U5 tri-snRNP complex
Source: RefSeq, a predicted model, not a curated record
GAUCCAGUCAGUCCGGUCCUGUGAUCUUUUGUUGAGUGACACAAAAUGGGUUCCUCGUCGAAGAAACACAAAUCUGACCGAGAACACCGACAUAAACACAGGCGGAGAUCUUCGUCACGGUCACGAAACAAGGAGCAUCAAAGCAAGAAGCGGCGGGACAAAGAUGAAAGUAAGAAAUCUUCUCAUAAACAUGAUAUUAGUAGUUCAGAGAGGAAGGAAACACCGUUCAACAGUGGUUCCUCCGGGGGCGCUGCUUCUACCGCUGGUAAUAACAAUAAUAAUAAUACCAGUGGUAGCAACAGUAAUACCUGUUCUUUGAGUAUCGAAGAGGCGAAUAGGUUAAGGAUAAAGCUUGGGAUGAGGCCCUUAGAUGUUAGUGGUUCCGGUUCUGGGGCCGCCAGUGCUGGUGGAGAAGACAUUGGAACUACUGAGACAGUCGCGAAGAAAUCUGAAGAUGUCCAUGUGCCUGCGGUGAAUUUGGGUGAAAUGAAACGAACGAAUAAGAUCCGGGAGAAAACCGAACUUCUGCGAGAGAAGAGGAAAAUUUAUGACAAGUUUAGCAAGAUCAAAACGUUGGGAGACGGAGCGGAUGACGACGAUGUGAAGAAAUGGAUUGAGAAAAGUCGAAAGCUGGAACACGAUCGCGAAAUGGCAGAGAAAACGGCGAAAAUGUUGGAUCAGAUGGACGAAGACUUUGGAAUUGGUAGUUUAAUGGAAGAAGAAUUUAAUAAAGAUAAGAAGAAGAAGAAUUAUUCGUCUAGAGAUCUAAAAGGUUUCAAAGUUGAACAUAAUUUGGACAGUUUCAAAGAAGGUAGUACCGUUAUUUUGACUCUUAAAGACAACCAAGUUUUAACUGAAGACCAAGAUGUUCUUGUUAAUCCCAGGUUACAUGAAGAUGAAGUUGCUAUAAAAAAUAACGAGAUUAAAAAGAAGAAACCUGAAUAUACCCCAUAUGAUGAUGAAGAAUUUACUGAUGAUUUCCAACCCCAAAAAGAAGCCAUGUUGAGUAAAUAUGAUGAGGAAAUUUAUGGUAAGAAAAUUACAUCUUUUGAACUUGGAUCUGGUGGUAAAUAUGUUCCAUCUGCUGAACGAGAUCUUGAAAGAAUUCGUAAGGAAUUAAAACAACAGAGUCAAAACCUUGUACAGUUGUCAACUCUAGCCAGGGAAUAUUACACUAAUGAGGAAGUGGAAUCAGCUAAAUUUAACAAAGUUAAAAAGGUGAAGAGAAAAAUCCGCAAGAAAAUAUUAAAACCAGAUGAUUUAUUGAACAUGCCUGAUGAGGUCGGUGAUGCCAGGAAUGGUAAUGACCUUGGAAAUCGGAAAAUGAAAAUAAAAACUGAGAAUCCUACAGAAGAUGGUAAAGAGUCGGUUUCUCCUAGAAUAGAGGUGGAAGAUAUGGACAUAGAUCAACAGCAGCCAGAAGAAACGACCAUUCUGGGGCACGACGACAGCGACAUCUACAACAGUUAUGUCGUAGAUGAAGAUGAUGCAAUGAAUGAACUUUACUCCACUUUAGAUAAAGUGCGGAAGUUGAAACAAAGGAGAGAACGGACAGUUCCUGACGAAAUCGCCAAAACAUUGCACCACACCCAGUCGCUGGGUUCCAAUGCAUUUGAUAGUGAGAUGAAAAAAAGUGACAUUAUUUUAAAUGCUACGUCAGAAUUUUGUCGUGCUUUAGGUGACAUUCCAACUUAUGGUUUAGCUGGCAAUCGUGAUGAAGAACGCGAUGCCUUUUUGGAUUUAGAAUUGGAAUUGAUGGAACGUAAGAAAAAAAUCCAAGAUGAAGAGGAUCUGUCGAGUCAGUGGAACGAGGUUGAUAUUGAUACUAAACCUGUUAAUAUUGUGAAAGAGGAAAAUGCAGUCUUGGAUGAAGAACCAGCUAUAAAUAUGGGACUUGCAGCAGCUUUACAAGUAGCACAGAAAAAGGGUUACCUGGAGAAUCAGAGCAAACGAAUGCCCAGUGGUCCCAAACACAGCGGUCUCGAAGCUAUUCAUUAUUCUAUUGAGGACAAACGAUAUGAUGACCUUGACGAAAAGUACCGCAAGAGAGAUCGGUACACGGGGAUGUUGGUAGACUUCAAAGAGAAAGAAGGAUACAAGCCAGACGUUCGGUUAGAAUAUGCCGACGAUUCUGGACGAUUGUUAAAUGAAAAAGAAGCGUUUCGUCAGCUCUCUCACCGUUUCCAUGGCAAGGGGCCAGGCAAGAAAAAGACUGAGAAACGCAUGAAGAAAUUAGAAGAAGAACAAUUGAUGAAACAGAUGAGUUCCACAGACACUCCUCUUAAUACAUUGACUCUUCUACAAGAAAAACAAAAGCAAGAAAGAACUCCUUAUGUCAUUCUCAGUGGUAACAAAGGAAUGUCUGCUAAUACCAUUGUUAAAUAGACUUUUUAAAUGUCUUUUUUUCUCUUUUUCUUUUUUUUUUUGCAAUAAUUUCUCCUUUUCUUUGUUUUCAAACUAAAACAUAGAAAACCCUACAUUUUGUUUCCAUUAAUUAUUAUUAUUUAAUAUCAACUUCGACAUGUAAAUGUUGUUUAUAGUGACUUGAGUUUUGACUUAUACUUACUGCAUUGUCCUCUCCAAAACACAUUACUUGACUGUACUCUAUAUUCUCUGACAUACUACUGUACUUCUGUACUAUCCGACUUACAACUUACUACACUAUUGGAUCGAAUAUCUAGCAAGCCAGGGACUAGAUUUCUAGAUUUUCCAGUUUUCUGGAGACUAUGUAAAUUUUUACUUAAUAUAUAAAAUAAACUAUGAAAAGUAACGAACUAAAUUGUAAUUAACAGGUUUAAAUUAAUUCAUUUCUGAAGCUGAGUUUGAUAUUUAUUUAAUCCACUUAAAAUUCUUUAAAAUGUAUCAUAUUAUACCAUGCAUACAGUAUGAUGUUUUAUAGGAUGGAAAUUAAACAAAGAAAAGUAACAAACAUGAUUUUAUUUCUCAGAUACGAGUACAAAUUAACUCUUUAGCAUUCAGAUUACUCUACCAAAUGCUUAUUUAUUCACAUUGUUUUGAAUUAAUCAUACUUUAUCUCUUAGCUUUGAGAUUUUGAUGUGGUUAUAUGAUUUAAGAAUAAUAUUGUAGGCGAAGUGUGAGAGGCCGGAUCUGGUUAGUUUGAACAUAAAAUAGGUAGAAUAUUUGGGCCACAUAUGACCAGAUUAAAUGCUAAAUGUUUAAUCUUUAUUAAUCCACUUAAAAUUCUUGAAAUCUGUCAUAGUGUACCGUGUAUACAGUAUAAUGUUUAUGGGAGGAAAACUAAAUGAAAGAAAGUAAAUAUGAUUUUAUUUAACAGUUGCAGGUACAAAAUUAAUACAUUUCUAAAGAAGAAUAAUGUUUAAUUGUUUUCAUGCUGUAUGCAAAUUAACUGACUUCUAAAACAGGUUCUGUUCACUCAAUACAGGAUAUAGUGUAUUGACUGAUAUCGCACAGUGUUUUGGUUGACAUAUUCUUGAAAGAAGAUGUUGAAGGCAUCCACUGACCUUCAUCUAAUGACAUUUCUACUAGCCUUUUAACCCUUUAGCAUUCAGAUUAAUUUGCCAAAAGUAAUCCUUUGAGCAUAAAAUGUGUAGAAUAUCUGGGCCGGAUACAGCCGGUUUAAACACUAAAGGGUUAAACAUGAUUAUAAAUGAAAAUUAUAAUAAAGUCACACAAAUAAACAUGUAGCUAUGAGAGGAUCAUCUUACACAAAAUAGAUUUUUCUGGAAGCUGGAUAAUAGGACUGGUGCUGUACUCUAUCUGCCAUUUUAUUUUACUGUUAGACAUUACUGUAUACUCAGACACUUUACUGUACGAUACUGUUCUCUGACAUACAACUGUAAUCCCCACCCACUUUGGUCAUGAUUAACCAUCAGAUUGCACCUAGAAAGUUACCCUCCCUGGCACAAGUCCGGGCAAGGUUGUUUAUGGAAGGCCAGCAGUCGCCCAUGCAUACCAGCCCCCCCUCUCCACACCACCAGUGUUAUCCAAGGGAAAUCGCAAAGGCUGAGACAACUUGGCACCAGUGACAUCACAACUCAUUUCUACAGCUGAGUGAACUGGAAGCAGUGUGAAAUAAAGUGUCUUGCUCAAGAACACAACACAGCCUGGUGUGGGAAUUGAACUCAUUACCUUAUGAUUGUGAGCCUGAUGUUCUAACCACUGAACCAUGCGUCUUCACCUGUACCCGUUGACUUAUAACUUAGUACUUACCACAUGUUACUUUAAUAUGACAUACUCCAGCUGUCAUAGGCAAUCCAGAACCUAGGGAGUCUAGGUGCACAUAGACAAGUGUGUGAUAGAAAAAAAAAAAAAAGAAUACAACAGAAUUAAUCAAAGUUAGUGUCACUCAUUUCCUGUUACACUCUCCUUUCUUAGAAACCCCUAACUCCUGUUUGCUUCUUGUCCAUCAUUUAUAACCAUGCUCAUUCUGCUGUCAUUAUAAUCAUUUAGGAUCCAUUUUUCCAUGCUUGCAUGGGUCGGGUGGAAAUUGUUGUGGAAAAAUUUCUACGACUGGAUGCCCUUCCUGUUAUAAACCUUUGUUUCCAAGUAAGGUGUAUAUGUGAGGGAAGUCUGUGGAAGAGGUAGACCCUGGAAGACAUGGGACAAAGUGGUAAAGCAUGAUUUUCAGAUUUCGGGUCUCAUGGAGCUGAUGACCAAUGAUCGAGACCGUUGGUGUUUUGCAGUGCUUCAGAAGACUCGUCGAGCCAAGUGAUAUCACAGUCGUGGAAUAUGCUGGUAAUGUGUAAAAGGCACCCACUACACUCUUGGAGAGGUUGGCAUUAGGAAGGGCAUCCAGCUGCAGAAACCAAGCCACAAUUGGACUGGGGUCUGGUACAGCUUAUCAGUCCUCAGACUAUUUAACACAUUGAGUGCCAUGUGUACACGGCACUUUACAAAUGUGCUGCAUAUACGUAUAUUGUAUACAUGUUUUCUCAUUGAAAAAUGAACUGCAUACAGCUAUUAUAUACAACUGAAACAUUAUAUAAAUUUGAAAAAAAGCACAUAUGGCACACAGGACUGAUUUACACAUUUCCCCUUGGCACUCAAUGUGUUAACCAAUGCCAGUAUAGAAAAUGGAUUCUAAAUGAUGCAUACAAAUUUGUUACCUUUUAGAUAUAUUUGAACCCAUAAGAAAGCCAUUCACUGUAUUUUGUGAUGGAGAAAAUUUCUCGCUUUAGACAAAUUGUAGAUACACUGAUUCAGCCCACAGCGCCACCUAACCAGACUGUUGGAUACUUUCAUUUUGGAAUGGUUAUCUCCUCUUCAACCAUAGAGACCGGAAAGGUAGACAUCGUGAACUGACAUGAGAGACCUAUAUAUAUAUAUAUAUAUAUAUAUAUAUAAUGUGUGUGAUUAAACACUCUGUUACAUUAGUGAUGGGACGAGGUGGACAUGGUCUGUCCAGAUCAAUGCAUAUCAUAUGUCAGUAACAUAUAUAACAAUUUUUCACUUUAUGUCUUCUGUAUUUUUUUUUUCUUAAUCAUGACAAGGAGCUCCUUGUUUGAAAUGUUAAUAAUAUUCUUUUUCCUCCUGGCGUAAUACACUAACUUUGAUUAC